AGUUAAUAAAUAACAACAGACACUAGCUAAAAUACAUAUAAAUGCAGAAGACACUCAGCAGCAUCGAUAUGCAGAUUGAGCUGUGGACUACAUUACAGAAUGAAGAGACUUGUGGUUCUACUCUCCUUGUUUCUCCUCGCCGCUACCGAAAAACAAGAUCUUUUAGGUAAAAUGUUCACCUUUCCUGUGGAGUCCAAUCGCCACCAUGUGAGUCUCAGUCCUCAGCUGGAGAAGGAGACGAAUUUCACAUGUAUUACUGUGUGUCUGCGUGCCUUCUCCGACCUUUCCCGAAGUCAGAUCCUUUUUUCGUUGGCUCUCCCAACAUCUGAUAAUGCCUUUGUUAUUUACAAGCCCAAACGAGAAGUUUAUCGUUUACAUUUGGGAGAAUCGUUUGUGGACUUUUGGGGCAUGCAAGAUGAACUAAAUGUCUGGAAUUCGGUCUGCGCUACCUGGGAUGGGAAAACAGGUCUCAGUCAGCUGUGGGUGAACGGAAAUCCGAGCACACGAAAAGGGCUCUCUCGUUUAGGCUCUUUUUUCGGAACUCCAAAAAUCAUUCUGGGUCAAGAUCAAGAUUCUUACGGUGGAGGAUUUGACAUUAACCAGUCAUUUGUGGGCAUGUUGACUGACGUUCAUAUGUGGAACUCGGUUUUGUCUCCUAGCGAGAUUUCGCAAUAUAUGCACGAUUACUGGUAUCCGCCUGGAAAUGUUCUUAACUGGGACUCUUUGGAAUUCAGUAAAAUUGGGUAUGUGAUUACUGAAAGUGUAAAAACUACUCAAAAAUUCAAUAUUGUUUAAAUUCAUUGUUUAGGAACCUAAAAGAAGUAAUGAAUACAGACCUGUCUUUACUAUAAGUGAUAAUGCAAUGAAGUUUGACCAACUGUAAAAAAUAAACAUGAAAAAAUAAAAA
This is a messenger RNA of Tachysurus vachellii, 907 nucleotides long. Its product is annotated as serum amyloid P-component-like. The coding region runs from base 100 to 795 and encodes 231 amino acids. Lineage: Eukaryota; Metazoa; Chordata; Actinopteri; Siluriformes; Bagridae. The transcript has 2 exons. The record is from RefSeq and is a predicted model, not a curated record.